Messenger RNA from Endocarpon pusillum Z07020, 1251 nucleotides. RefSeq lists its product as uncharacterized. The transcript has 3 exons. Lineage: Eukaryota; Fungi; Ascomycota; Eurotiomycetes; Verrucariales; Verrucariaceae. The record is from RefSeq and is a predicted model, not a curated record. Bases 1 to 1251 code for a protein of 416 amino acids.
AUGGCUAAACCCACAGCAAGCGGAGAGACAGGAACCGUCGAGAAACGCGACAACAAUGUCAACGCCACGAAUUCUCAGCAAGCUGCGUGGCUGUUGAAGGGAACAGGUCAGUCUAUCAAGGUGUUGCUACCAGACCAGUUCGAAGCUGGUGAGACUUCUGUGACAAGCAAAACGGGGUUCGAACUGCUCUGCACUUACAAUUGGGCACUUACCAAAGUCCCUUCAAUAUAUGUGCCUGGUGCACCUGCACAAUGGACGGAGCAAAAUUUGCCUAUCACUCUCCCUCGUGACACAGGAAGUCAUUUCAUUGACCAGAAUGCGUACCGAGUCCCACAGUUUCCUUUCGAGCCUCUCUUCCGCGCUUUACAGGUCAUGAAGCCUGAAUUCAGUCUAAAUGAUAUUGACCUCGUCACAAAUCGCAACAGUUUGCGUAAGCUCUUCGAUUUUGUCAAAGGCCGAGCGCGUGACAGCUUCCGUAUCGACCUUCAUAUGGUGCAAAAGACACUCUUUUUGACAAGGCGCGAGCGCAAUACACGUGAAAUCAUCUAUGGAUCACGAGAUUCUGGGUAUGGGCAUAAUUUUGAGCAUACUUUCUCGACUCCGGAACCUGGUAUCGAAGACAGUGCUAGCCACCAUCGUGUGAUCCGUUAUGCCCUUGGUGAUCUGAACUGCGUGGUCAGAUUUGAGGUCGAUGCUUGCUGCCCGAAGGUGGAAGGGCAAGGCUCCGAGUGCGAGAUCUUGUUACCUCCUCCAGCGUCUAGUGAUGACAUGCCAAGAUCAUUAGAGCACAUGUCUUUACAGGAGAACAAGAACACAUCGGCAGCAGGUAAGAGCAAGAGCGACCCUACUCAUGUCGUUCACCGUGGUCGCCUUGUACCGUCCUCUACUGUGGCAGAAAUCAAAGCACGUUCGAAAGGGUCACAGGUUCAGAAAGCCCUACCACAACUUUGGUUUGGUCGGACACCGCAUCUAAUUUGUGGAUUCCACAAAAAUGGUACAUUCGAUAAGAUUGAAACUAUUGACGUUUCGAAACAAUAUCAGGAUUGGGAGACACAGCAUCAAGAUUCUUUGAGGAGAAUGGUACAACUAAUUUCAUGCCUACGACGAAUCACAAUGGAGGAGAAGGCUAGUCGCUGUGUUGUUGUGUACAAACAUAAGGUUAAGCCACCGAGCUUAGAAGUCUUCGCCUCUUCGGUGAACAAUCAGGUCUUACCCAAGGGGAUCAUCUCGCAGUACUGGACGAAAAGCUAG